AUGACGCCGUUGUCACCGACAAACGAAUCAAGACUGAACACUGCAACGACCCUGACUGAAGAGGCAACAAGCCGCGGUUUCUUUGAGCACUGCGAAGUGGUCCACUCCCGCACUGAGACAACCACGAGCGGCGGUAAUGAGAGCGGCAGCGACAGCUCCUCCACCACCACAACCACAACCAACACCACAAUCACCUCUUCGAACUCCGUAGACGACAACGCCCGAGACCAGGAGAACAUGCCACCUUCUCCCUCGGAUUCCUCGCCGUCGCCGCCGCCCUCUGCGCCGGCGACGGCAAUCAAGCCGCAGCGCCACUCACGCGUCAUGUCUGGCACCGCACCCUCACCGCUCAAGCUACUCGCCGGCUCCGAGACAACGGAAAAGCAAGCGCGGAGCCCGCUUCGCAAGACAGUAAUCUCGCCUGACGGCGUCAAACGCUUCCCUAUCAGAGUCAGCAACCCGUCAGUCGAGCCCGCGUCACGCUCCAUCUCUCCUCCGACCGUAUCUCCUCCGCCUCGCGAACGCACAAUCAGUCUUGAAGACGCCAUGCGCGACAACGAGGGCUUGAAGCACGCUAUUCAGAUAUUCGAGGACGAUGAUACGGAGCUGGAGAAUGACGAGACCAUUGGCGGCGACACGACCACUAUGAGCGCGGGCGAGGGUGACGGAGACCACCCCGACUUGGGCCACGCGGGCUACGAGGACCAGAGCAGUCUCGCCAAUCCCGAUGAGUCGAUGAUGAGUGCAUUCAGCACUUUCUCUGCCGUUCCCAAUCUGACCAUGUUCGCGAAACUGGGUCAGUCUCCCACAAAGUACGCGAGCGUCAGCGGCAUGACCCCGCGAGGGAGGCCAGAGACCGUGCACGAGCAGCAGGAGACUCCAAGGCGGCAUUCGGGACAGGACUCUGAUGGUAACACUACCAAUCUGUUGGAAUUCACGGCCAGCCAGCGAUUCCCGCACAAAUCGCCGUCCAGGCGGGGCAACACCUCACCCUCCAGAGCAAACCCUAAUGCCACUCCGGCCCGCCAAAUGUCGAACCUCCUCGACUUUGACAUUCCCGCCCUGCCUACUCCCCGCAGCAUCCCGACCAUUACACCCAGAGAACUCGAAAGUCUAAAGUCGAAUUUCCUGUCCGAAAUCAGCAGCCUCAAAGCAUCGCUAUUGGGCAAGGAGGCGGAGGUGACCUCUCUGAAGACGGCUGUGGGCGAUGCGGAAAAACGAGUCGGCGAGAGCUUGGAGCAGGCCCGUGAAGAGCGGACGAUGCGAGAGCAGGUCGCCGAAGAGAAGGAGAUGUGGGAGAAGAGCAGUCGCGAGAUGGAAAAGGUCCUCCGGAGCGUAAAGGAGGAAAUUGUCCACACGCAGCAGGAGCGCGAGGAGCUCGAAUCCAAGCUUGCAGAGAGUGAGGGACGACGCGAGGCCGCCGAGACUAUGGCUCAGGAGGCCGAGAGUAAGCUGGCGAGUUUCCGCGCCGGCAAGUCCACUGACGACAAGCCCUCCUCGCCCAGGGGCGGUGCGGCCGCGACCUCCAAGGAGGUUGAGAUUGCGGUGGAGCGCGUGGCCCGCGAGCUGCACGCUCUCUACAAGGGCAAGCACGAGACCAAGGUUGCGGCGCUCAAGAAGAGCUACGAGACCCGCUGGGAGAAGAAGGUACGCGAGCUGGAGGUCAAGAUUGAGGAGCUCACCGAGGAGAACGACAAGAUCCGCCGAGACAGCACCAUCACUCGCGUCGAUCCCGCCCAGGUCGCCGCCGAAGAGGAGUUCAAGGCCCAAGCCGUCCGCGACUCAGCCCACAUCAAGGAGCUCAGCGCCGACGUCCACAGGCUUGAGGCCGUCGUCAUGUCGGUCAAGAGAGACAACUCGGAGCUUCGCGACCUCCUCGCCCAGGAGCGCGUCGAGAAGGGUGAGCUGGUUCAGCUCGCCGAAGAGAUGAUGGCGAUCCAGAACGCCGCGCCUCCGCCGCCAACCCCGGCGCCCAAGCCCGCGCCGACACCUGUUGCCUCGCGGACACCCGGUCCCCCGGUUAGAAGCCACACGGAGAACAACUUCCGCAGCAGCAUCGGCCGCAGCUCGGGCCUUAAGGCGCCCGGAUCCAUUGCCGCGCGUGGCUCCCUUCACGAGCGUAACGGUAGCGCUGGUCCCGCCACCAAGGGCCUUCCGAGACCCAGGCCGAUGAGUGAGUUCGGGCCCCGGAGCGGCAUCAUGAGCUCGAUCGAGAAAAUGGGUAACUAUCGCGGACGCGGGGACUAG
Molecule: messenger RNA, 2247 nt
Organism: Colletotrichum abscissum
Lineage: Eukaryota; Fungi; Ascomycota; Sordariomycetes; Glomerellales; Glomerellaceae
Exons: 1
Coding region: 1-2247 (748 amino acids)
Source: RefSeq, a predicted model, not a curated record